Molecule: messenger RNA, 490 nt
Organism: Salvia hispanica
Lineage: Eukaryota; Viridiplantae; Streptophyta; Magnoliopsida; Lamiales; Lamiaceae
Source: RefSeq, a predicted model, not a curated record
AUGCGUGGAGUAACCGCUUUGAAGAACGUGAGAGAGAGAUUCUAUCUCUCUUAUAUCACUAAAUUAACCACUCCUCCUCUCUUGCUGUUGCUCUUACUCCUCAAUCACUCAACAACACUUCAUCUCUCUCAUCACUAAUUAUGUGGAGUAUAUAAACUUGAUUCCAUAUUCAUAUAUCAUUGCAUCAAGAUGUGUUGUGGGACAAGAAUUUGCUGUUUGUGCAUGUGCGUCAUAUUGGUGGUGAUCGCCGUCGGUCUGCUCUUUGGAUUUGGAGUUUUCAAGCAUGGAUUUCACAAGUUUAAGGAUACCAUAAGUGUAUGUGAUCCCUCCGCCGCCUGCGGCCGUCCCUUCAUCGGUUUUGCUCCGCCGCCCUAUUAGUACUUUGGAUUUCAUUCUUUUUUAGUUUAUUAAGUGCUUUUCUUUUCUCAAGGAUUCUUGUACUUUUUCAAGUGGCUAUUGUCAUAAUGAAUGUUAUCUUCACUUCAUUCAA